Messenger RNA from Diprion similis, 2518 nucleotides. Its product is annotated as aquaporin AQPcic-like. The transcript has 5 exons. Gene Ontology annotation, cellular component: plasma membrane. Gene Ontology annotation, biological process: transmembrane transport. Bases 279 to 1097 code for a protein of 272 amino acids. The record is from RefSeq and is a predicted model, not a curated record. Lineage: Eukaryota; Metazoa; Arthropoda; Insecta; Hymenoptera; Diprionidae. Gene Ontology annotation, molecular function: water channel activity.
UGCGGCAGUUAUGAUAAAAGCAUCAACCAUUUGCCCAUCAUCACUCGCUGAGAGACGGAGCAUGGCCUUACUCUCGCGGUAGUCGUCAGUAGGUAGUGCGAACUAGCUGGUAUCAGUAGCGAAUAGCAAUAACUGCGAGCAGAGUUUGUUCCUCGGCUGUCAUCCCCCACCCAGGAAGCGUAAUAAAUGAAGAUUGGAAAUUGGUUAGCCAAAAACUAACAGUAUCGAAUUAUACUUGGUCGGCAUCUGCGGAUUCGAGGGUUACAGUUUAACCGAUCAUGCCUCGCCGGGGUUCUACCAAAGGGUUCAAGCAGUUGCUGAAGGAUGAGGCAUCAUGGUCGCAAACUCUGGUCACGGGGCUGGCUGAGCUACUGGGAACGGCAAUCCUCGUCUUCGUUGGUUGCAUGGGCUGCGUUGGUUCCUUGUCGACAAUUCCAACCAGCCUUCAGACCGCCCUGACUUUUGGAUUUGCUGUCACAUGUGUCAUCCAGAUCAUCGGACACAUCAGCGUCGCCCACAUUAAUCCAGCAGUGACGGUGUGCGCAGUCAUACUCGGCCACAAAUCUCUUCCUGCAGCUGCAGUCUACAUAGUAUCGCAAUUAUUGGGUGCUAUAAUUGGGUACGGAAUGCUGAAGGCGAUAACUCCUGCCGAACUUCUUCAUAACGGUGAUCUUACAAGCGCAAGUUCAUUUUGCGUGACCUCGAUCCACUCGAAAAUAUCGCUGAUCCAGGGUCUUUUAGUGGAGACAGUGGCCACCGGAGUUCUGAUCCUACUCUGCUGCGCCUCCUGGGAUCCCCGCAACGCGAGGAACAGUGACUCAACUGCGAUCAAGUUCGGGUUGACUGUCACGACAUUGUCGUUGUCGGUUGGGCCUUACACCGGGUGCAGCAUGAACCCUGCGCGAACAUUGGGUCCUGCUCUUUGGAACAACGCGUGGACCACUCACUGGGUAUACUGGUUGGGACCAAUAGCUGGGUCCAUUUUGGCCACCCUUGCCUACAAGACUUUGUUUUGGCCACGGGAAUCAGCCGAUAAAGACAUUCCAGAGGCUACAGCGCUCAACUCCGUUGCAACUGAAAAACAGGAGAUUAACUGAAGUCCUACAUAGCCGAACAGUUUCUGAUGGAUCGCGAUACGAAAGUUAGAUCCUUCGUAUUGUUCGUACUCGUCUGGUAACCUUACGAAACGUCGCUACUCUGCUGAUUCGUAUCAAGAUUUUUCGAAUUCAGGGAUGCAAGGCGAACGAUGAUGGAGGAGGAGGAUAAAGAAGAGGACAAGGUUACCAGAGUAUGCUGGUUACUUCGAAGUGAUGAAAUCAAUACCAAUGCUAUCGGCGUAAUAAGUAUGCCGAAGGCAUUCGUGGAUCAAACUAAUCACAAAUAUGGAACGUAUGUAUUUUUUUAGAAAAAUGAAUAUUUCGCUUGUACGUAUAACGUACAAUUCAAAACGAUGAAAAGUGGCUUCGUGAUACUUCUGUGAAAUUGUGUCAUUCAGAAAUGCCUCGAUAAUCAGUCGAUGAUACAUUGAAUCGAUAGUGCGAAUGCUCUGUACCUAUAAAAUGUAAAGUAUAGAUUGGAUUUGAAAUUAGAAUUCAUUGCUUUAUAUUGAUAAAGUGAGACGAGGAGAAGGUCGAUGGCAAUAAUUAGUUGUAUUUAAUAUGUAUAAAUUAACCACUUGCAUCCGGCCAAAUAUUAUGCUGGAUGAACGUGCGUUUUGUCUGUAACUGUCCUAGUUUUCUUUUACAAUUAGUCUUUUUUUCUAAUCAUUUUGUAAAUAAAGUAACCAAAGCUGUACAUAUCUAAAUUUAUACGUAUCAGAUACACAUAUAUUUUAUUUAUAACAAACGUGCACGAGUACAGCUGGGUGUUAAACAACGAAACCAGUAUCAUUUGAAUAUUGUCGCUCCAAUGCUUACCAAUUUUAAAUUAUUUUCAAAAGUGGGUUGGAGAGAUUGAUGGCUACUAGUUGCAAAAAAGAAGGGGAUUACUUAAUAUCUUUUUCUUCUUCUCAACAUCCCAGUGAUCGUGUGUAGAUCAUGUGCAUACGUGUCCCACUGUAUGUAAUUUUAUUAUUGACAAACUGAAAAUUCAAACCACUAUACGUAAUUUAUCUAUCACUAUACAUAUGUUAUUAAUAUUAUUAUACGAUUAUUAAGUUCAAGUACUAUUAAUUAUUGUAAUGUUAUUCUUAUUCACUGCCAUGGUGUAACGGUGAUUAGAAUUGAGUAGCGUAGAAAGAUAUUAUAACUGUUAUGAUAAUUAAUAUGAAUAAUACUGUUGGUGUUGGUGUUAUUAUUAUAACAUUGUCCAUUUUAAUCACCAAUGUUACAACUAUCAUUAUGAUGACGAUUGUUAUUAUCAUUCUGAACAUUUGUAUAAAAUUUAAAAAAAAAUUCAGGCGUGUUGGAUUAACGUUCUGGUAUUAGAUAUUCUCGACGACGGUGCAUAAAUUUCAUAAUGUGAUGACUGUAUAGGUGAUUAUUGUUAUAAUGAUAAGUAGGAAGUAGGGUUACUAUUA